AUGUCAUCGACACCAACCACAGCUUGUGUGCGUUUGGUAGACACCCAAAUAACUAAAGGUCCAAAUGGGUUCGGCCUCACAUUAGCGGAAGUGCUAACAUUUAUUCCGAACAAGCUUUUGGGUCUUCGAACUCCAUCUGGAAUCAGUCCAGAUAAGGUUGGAUUUUACCAACGGCUACUGCAAAUCCGCGCGGUGAGUACAUCGAGCUUACCUGGAAGUCCAAACGAUCGAGACACCACUCAGUCUGUUCCCAACAACUCUUCCGUGCGUGCCGGUGACAUGCUGUUGGCUGUGGAAGGAUUUCGUCUGGCCGGUUGUACACCAGAGUAUGCUGUUCGUCUGUUGGCUGGUAUCCCAGUUGGAGGUGUGGUACACGUGACCUUGCUUCGUGGAUUAGCUCUGGCACCGAUACAACACAUUCGUCCAAAACCGGACGAAAUGCCAAAGCCACCGCCUUCUCCUGCCAAGCAUGACAGUCCAGAUUUAAACAAAAUCAAGUCUUCAGUCCUGAGCCACGUCAAUGACCGAUCCAGUGGACGCAAGUCAGAAACUUUCAAUCCAUUGAUUCCCAAAGACAGUUUACUAAGAUCAGCAAAGAAAGUGACCGGGCAAACAUUUACACAAAGCGCCGUUAACACUGACGGAGGGAAAGAAAUUUACGAUUUGGAAAUUUGCAAACAACCCACCGGAUUUGGUUUUACUGUCGUCAAAAGAAAUGACAAGUUUUUUGUCGAAAGCGUCUCUUCAAAUCUCAGUUACAUUGAGCGAAGUGGUCAUGCGGAAAAGAAACUUCACCCGGGUGAUCAGCUAUUGGAAAUGGGUCAUUUGAAGUUGGAUCCGCUCACUCAGUCCCAAGUGACGCGUUUGUUCGACUCGUAUCCAGUGGGAAAAUCAGUCCGUUUUGCCGUGAGUCGAGCCGAUUAG
Messenger RNA from Echinostoma caproni, 924 nucleotides. The record is from the annotation of a GenBank genome assembly. Lineage: Eukaryota; Metazoa; Platyhelminthes; Trematoda; Plagiorchiida; Echinostomatidae.